This is a messenger RNA of Rangifer tarandus platyrhynchus (Svalbard reindeer), 1764 nucleotides long. NCBI's taxonomy places the organism in Eukaryota, Metazoa, Chordata, Mammalia, Artiodactyla, Cervidae. The record is from the annotation of a GenBank genome assembly.
AUGCCCCAGCUCGGCGGCGGCGGCGGCGGCGGCUCGGGAGGCGGCGGCGGCGGCUCGGGCGCCGGGGCAGCCGGCGGAGGGGACGACCUCGGGGCCAACGACGAGCUGAUCCCCUUCCAGGAUGAGGGAGGCGAGGAGCAGGAGCCGAGCAGCGACAGCGCGUCGGCGCAGCGGGACCUGGACGAAGUCAAGUCGUCCCUGGUCAACGAGUCGGAGAACCAGAGCAGCAGCUCGGACUCGGAGGCGGAGAGGCGCCCGCAGCCCGCCCGGGACGCUUUCCAGAAGCCACGGGACUAUUUCGCCGAAGUGAGAAGGCCCCAGGACGGCGCGUUCUUUAAGGGGCCCCCCUACCCUGGCUACCCGUUCCUGAUGAUCCCGGACCUGAGCAGUCCGUACCUUCCCAACGGACCCCUGUCUCCCGGAGGAGUGCGCACGUACCUGCAGAUGAAAUGGCCGCUCCUCGAUGUCCCCGCCAGCACCACAGUCAAGGACGCCAGGUCACCAUCGCCAGCACACUUGUCUAAUAAAGUUCCUGUUGUUCAGCACCCGCACCACAUGCAUCCGUUGACGCCCCUCAUCACCUACAGCAACGACCACUUCUCCCCCGGCUCCCCUCCCACACACCUCUCCCCAGAGAUCGAUCCAAAGACAGGAAUCCCCCGGCCCCCUCAUCCAUCCGAGCUGUCUCCAUAUUACCCACUGUCUCCUGGAGCUGUUGGGCAAAUCCCACAUCCCCUCAGCUGGCUCGUCCCACAGCAAGGACAGCCCAUGUACUCCCUUCCUCCUGGUGGCUUCAGGCACCCCUACCCUGCCCUCGCCAUGAAUGCCUCGAUGUCCAGCCUGGUUUCUAGUCGGUUCUCCCCUCACAUGGUGGCUCCGGCCCAUCCUGGUCUGCCCACCUCAGGGAUCCCCCACCCCGCCAUCGUCUCCCCCAUCGUCAAGCAGGAACCAGCGCCCCCCAGCCUGAGCCCAGCUGUGAGCGCGAAAUCACCAGUCACAGUGAAGAAAGAGGAAGAAAAGAAGCCCCACGUGAAGAAGCCUCUUAAUGCCUUCAUGUUAUAUAUGAAGGAGAUGAGGGCCAAGGUGGUGGCCGAGUGCACCCUGAAGGAGAGUGCAGCCAUCAACCAGAUCCUGGGGAGGAAGUGGCACAACCUGUCCCGAGAAGAACAGGCCAAGUACUACGAAUUGGCCCGGAAGGAGCGGCAGCUUCACUCGCAGCUCUACCCAACCUGGUCAGCCCGGGACAACUACGGUAAGAAAAAGAAGAGGAAGCGAGAAAAACAGCUGUCCCAGACGCAGUCCCAGCAGCAGCAAGUCCAAGAGGCAGACGGUGCUCUGGCCUCCAAAAGCAAGAAGCCAUGUGUCCAGUACCUGCCCCCCGAGAAGCCCUGUGACAGCCCUGCUUCCUCCCACGGCAGCAUGCUGGACUCCCCAGCUACCCCCUCCGCGGCCUUGGCCUCGCCGGCCGCCCCGGCCGCCACCCACUCGGAGCAAGCCCAGCCCCUCUCCCUCACCACCAAGCCAGAGACCCGGGCCCAGCUGGCUCUCCACUCGGCUGCCUUCCUGUCAUCAAAGGCUGCUGCCACCUCCUCUGGCCAGAUGGGCAGCCAGCCCCCACUCCUGUCCCGGCCCCUCCCUUUGGGGUCCAUGCCCACAGCUCUGCUGACGUCCCCCCCAUCCUUCCCGGCCACACUCCACGCCCACCAGGCCCUCCCGGUGCUCCAGGCCCAGCCUCUGUCCUUGGUCACCAAGUCUGCCCACUAA